This is a messenger RNA of Rotaria sp. Silwood2, 921 nucleotides long. NCBI's taxonomy places the organism in Eukaryota, Metazoa, Rotifera, Eurotatoria, Philodinida, Philodinidae. The record is from the annotation of a GenBank genome assembly.
AUGCGUUCAAGUUCCAUUGAUAUUCCUGUGAAUGCAACAUGGUCAAAGAAUGGUAUCACUGUUGCUGGUGGAAAUGGACUAGGCAAUGAAACUACUCAACUCUGUAACCCAUGUGGUUUGUAUGUCGACGAAGAUCUAACAAUCUAUGUUGCUGAUUGUGUAAAUGAUCGCGUUGUGGAAUGGAAAUGUGGGGCAACGAAUGGAAAAGUAGUUGCUGGUGGUAAUGGAGCAGGAAAUGGAGCUCAUCAAUUAAACCACCCAACAGAUGUGAUUAUCGACAAAGAGAGCGAUAGUCUCAUCAUCAGCGAUUGGGGGAAUCACAGAGUAGUUCGAUGGCGUCGUCGCAAUAGUACUCGUGGAGAAACAAUUAUUUCAAAUAUCACUUGUGUCGGUUUGACAAAAGACGACAAUGGUUUUCUCUAUGUGGUUGACGUCGAAAAAUAUGAAGUGAGACGAUAUAAAAUUGGUGACACUAAAGGAACAGUGGUUGCAGGUGGCAAUGCAUAUGGAAAUCGUCUCGAUCAACUCUAUAACCCCUAUUACGUAUUUGUCGAUCGAGAUCAUUCAGUUUAUGUGUCUGACCAUGACAAUCAUCGUGUCAUGAAAUGGGAAGAAGGUGCAACACAAGGCAUUGUCGUAGCCGGUGGUCAAGGGAAAGGAAAUAGUCUUACACAAUUGAAUUAUCCUAAUGAAGUCGUUGUCGAUCAGUUGGGUACUCUCUAUGUGGUUGAUGGUGAGAAUCAUCGAAUCAUGCGUUGGCUAAAAGGAGCCACACAAGGAAGUGUCGUUGUUGGUAGAAAAGGUGAAGGAGCACAGUCAAAUCAAUUCAGUUUUCCCACAGGUUUAUCAUUCGAUCGACAUGGUAAUCUCUAUGUCGACGAAUACGGAAGUCAUCGAGUACAAAAGUUUAAUAUCAAUUGA